GGCUACAUAGCUUAGUGCCCACGGGCCCUGUACAGCAGACAGAUCACAUCCACUUCUACGAUAGCCCUCACACCAUGUCGCUGCAAAGCCUCGUGUCUGGAUCAGAGUGUGCCGUGGCAUCGAAUCCACUUUCACAAGUCCUUAAGCACGCCGAAGGUGACAGAACCUUACAGCAGGACCGAGUUGCUGGAUCAUCAUCCUCGCGACUCCAGCAUUUGCCAGGAACUGCCUCCGUUCAAGCCUCCGAACAUGACGUAUCCAUGGCGCGCCAGUUCUUUGGAGGUCAGCAGGGCUCGACGUCACUUCCCAUGUUGCCCCCUCCUAGCUAUCAUCCCGAUAUUUCCCGUUCGUAUGGCCAGGGAGCACUUCUCGACAUCCAUGGAGCAUGGGACAGAAAUGCAUCACAGAUGGUACAUCGCCAAGGAAGCAUGCGAGCUUCCUGGGCUGCUGAGUUUGGCAGCAUACAGGAACCUUCAUCAUCUGGUGAUUCAGUCCAACGGCCUAUGCCACAGAGUCAAGAUAUGACACCCAGGACCUCGUCUUACAAUCAUGCCAUACCAAUGGAUGUGCAAAGUUUCCCUACCUCUUCCUUUUCCCACAGCUUUGUCCGAGUCUCCCAGCCAGUCGAUAGCGGUAAAGGGAAAGCGCGCGAAGCGGAUUUUGAAGCAGCCUUCGCGCAGGCUGUGGCGUCACUCCACAUAGACUCGGAGAACUCUUCGAAGAUUGUAGAAGUAAAUGAUAACGCCAUCAGCCAGGAAGACAGUGACUUGAAACCGAAUUUUGAUGUCUCAGAGGUUUGGGAUCAAAUCCAAGCUAACACCCCGCUCCAGCAGGAAGACAUAGCGAAGUGGGAAAGCGAGUUUAAUCAACUCAUGACUGCGCAACGAGAUGAAUUAGAACACGAUUAUGGCAGUGCCAUGCAAGAUGCAUGGGAAAAUGGCCCUCAGGAGUACACUAUUCCUGAGUUUAAACUGGACAAAGACGGUUACCCGAUUGUAGGAAGUUACGUGUUUGAUGAGGAGAAUAAAUAUUUAAAUCAACCAUCCGAAGUAUCACUUUUGAACGAGGCCAAGGCUCUCCUUCAACAGAAUGGGUCGUUAUCAGAAGUUGCACUUCUUUUGGAAGCAGCGAUAAAGAAAGGCGACCGAGGAGAGGGGGGAUAUGAAGCGUGGAUUCUUCUUGGAGAAACAAGAAGUAUGGAUGAAAGAGAAGUACAAGCAAUGCGUGCAUUACAAACAGGUGUGCAAGCAGCUGAAGCAAGCGGUGCCAAUGGCACGGGAAUGUUGUCCCUCGCCAUUUCAUAUACCAAUGAAGGUUAUGACAGGGCAUGCUAUCUCAUGCUUUCAAGUUGGUUACAUGCCCGUUUCCCCGAUUUCCCUGUAUCCGAGGAGCUCUCCAAGGCACUAAUCUCCCAUUCCACGCGGGACGCUCACGAACGCCUCACAGACGCCUUCCUUGCAUUAGCGCGACAACAAUAUGAGCAAGGUGUUGUCGAUGCCGAUGUGCAGAUUGCACUGGGCGUCCUUUUCUAUAACACUACAGAGUACGACCGUGCUAAAGACUGCUUUGAAAGCGCCCUGUCCCUACGGCCUCAGGACUAUGUGUUAUGGAACCGGUUGGGUUCCUGUCUUUCGAACGGGAAUAAACCCGAAGAAGCCCUCGGAGCCUACAGAGAAGCUUUAAGCCUUCGCCCGACAUACACCCGGGCAAUUUACAACGUUGGAGUUGCCUGCUUGAACAUCGGGGCACCCAAAGAAGCAGUGGAACAUUUUCUGAGCGCUCUGGCUUUGCAGGAUUAUGCCGGAGUCAGUCGAACAAGUGAGCAGCUCUGGCACACUUUGCGGCGUGCGCUGGUACAGUUGGAUCGUAGUGACCUAACUGAACUGGCAAAGCCAGGGAAUCUAACCGAUUUAAGUGUAUUCCGUGAGCACGGCUUCGACUUCUAGGAUAUAACGCACGCAUUUUACCAAGCGAGAGUCAACCGUUUAAGCACAAUUCCCGUAGACGACUACUGGAUGUAGACCAAUUGGUAUGGAUGCAUACUUGUUCGACGAC
Pisolithus orientalis is the source of this 2055-nucleotide messenger RNA. RefSeq names its product TPR-like protein. The record is from RefSeq and is a predicted model, not a curated record. Gene Ontology annotation, biological process: protein import into peroxisome matrix, docking. The transcript has 10 exons. Bases 75 to 1946 code for a protein of 623 amino acids. Gene Ontology annotation, molecular function: protein binding. Gene Ontology annotation, cellular component: peroxisomal membrane; cytosol. NCBI's taxonomy places the organism in Eukaryota, Fungi, Basidiomycota, Agaricomycetes, Boletales, Pisolithaceae.